This is a messenger RNA of Drosophila serrata, 3546 nucleotides long. RefSeq names its product NDT-like domain-containing protein raw (gene raw). Gene Ontology annotation, cellular component: plasma membrane. NCBI's taxonomy places the organism in Eukaryota, Metazoa, Arthropoda, Insecta, Diptera, Drosophilidae. The record is from RefSeq and is a predicted model, not a curated record.
GCAAUGCAAAUGCUAAAUGCGAACAGAAAAAAACAACGGAAGCUUGAAGAUUGAACUUUGACAUUUGGCUUAGAAAAUUUGUUGAUAUACAAAAUGCGCUUGCAACAUCGUUAUGCCACAACAAAUGCCACAACUACCAAUCCGAAUACCAACAAUAAUAACUCUUCGACCAGUAACAUCAACAUUAAGCGAGCCAAGAAACUGAGUGGCAAUAAUAAUAGCAUCAAAUUACGUUCUGGAAAUCAAAAAUCUAACAAAAUGCCACCACAAAUGCCAAUGGACAAGGAUUCAGAGGUACUGGAGGAGCAGCAUCCCAAGGAGAUUGUUGAUGAAGUUGAGGAGGAGACCACGACCACCACCACCUCGGUGGAGCUCCGCUCUUCGACCAGUUCGCACAUCCGUGCCUAUGCCACCAUCAGGAGCAACUCGACAUCGGCGAUCCUGGCUCAGGCGGGUCUUCCGCCCCCGCUCACCCACGCCGGAAUGUUAUAUGCCCGCCCUCGCACCCUCAACGUUCACAAUGUCUGCCAGACGCCCGCACAGAUAACGCAACUAUUUUUUGGAGAAGUGCUGAAUGCAUGGCGUGGAAAGGCCCGGUGCAAUGUAGUACCCGACGAGCGGACCCAGGAGCUCUUUCACGAGCUAAGCUUCCAUCCUAGCCAAAAGCAGAUUAGUGAAAUGCUGCAAACGGCCAAGAAGGUGGCCCGCAAGGGUGGCAGUGGACAGGCGAAUGGCUUGACCUUUGGCCAGUUUUGUGUUCUAGCUGCGGAUCUUAAGCGUUUUAGAGCUUCAACAAUUUCGAAUCAGCCGUCUUAUUGCGACUACCAGACACUGCUACCGGAACAAGAUGAUCCUGCCAGCCCCUCCACCUCCACCCAGCAACAUCUGCAAUCGCCAGCUGCCGCCACAUCGUCAUCGCCUGGUUACAGCAACAAGAAAUCGGAUAAUCAUGGCACCGAGCUGCGGAGCACCAAGUCCUUCAGCAGCGUGGAUGACACCAAAAAGAAGAAGAAUGCCAGCAAUGAGCCCGUGGAGGUAUUCCUUGGGGGCUCCUGUAAUCCAACCACCUGGCGAGCCGACGUUGCCAUACCAGCCCUCAAGGAAUUGGGCAUUUCGUUCUACAAUCCUCAAGUAUCCGAUUGGACGCCCGAUCUUAUAGAGCUGGAGCAUCGAGCUAAGGAAAAGGCCCGUGUAUUAUUCUUUGUUAUGGAUUCGGAAACACGCGCAUCUGCUGGUGCCAUCGAGGCGGCACACAUAGCGGGUCAAAACUGCAAGCAGCUGGUGUUGGUUUUGCAUCCGUAUAAACCAAAUCAGAAGAUCCUUAAUGAGCCUAUUUCACAGCAAGAAUACCUCGAUCUAAAUCGGAAUCAAUUGAUACUUAAGGAGCUGGUCUCCCGUCGCGGCCUGCCUGUAUUGGAUAAUAUACCCUUGGGCUUGCAUCGCACCAAGGAAAUUCUCUCUGGCAUCCGAGAUCCACCGUCCAAAAUAUCUUCUAUAUUAGAUACCGUUCGCGGCGCCUUCGAUCGCGUGAAUCCGCAAAGCGAUCUGCUCACUGUGGAACAGUGCAAACGUGCUCUCUUAUUCCUAGGCUAUGCUCAGAGUUUAGUUAAUUUAGACAAUCUAACUAAGAUCAUAAUCAAUCAACGCGAAUCGCUGAAAUUGCUCCAAACGCACAGUCCUAGAGCUGGCGUUGAAAAUCUGGAUGGAAUGGUAGCUGAGGGCAGCAACUGCAUCCAGCCCACUUUGCCCAACCAGGAGCUCAUCGACUUUGAUCUGUUCUGUGUGAUCUCGGCCUACCUGUCCGUCCUGCAGCAGGAGAUCCACGAGAGCGGCUGUAUUUCACCCAUUAAGGGUACUAAUGUGCCGCCUCCGCAGGUUUACUUUACAAAUGCUCCCGAUGUGGACAUCUAUUAUUCGGCCAGCAAGAAUAUUUCACGCACUUCAAGCAACGCCAGCGUUCCGUCCAACAGCAGCAGUGGUAUUGGUCAUGAUCUGGAGCGACAGAACUUGUUCGAGCAGCUCAGCCGCAGCCGGGAUAGCGGCACCUCGUCGCCCCAGCCCACGGGGCCAUCGAGCAGCUUAGGUAAAAGCCCCAGACCACAGAUUCUCCUCAAUGUGGAGUCGAUUGAAACAACCGAAAUAAUCACGACCAAAACAAUAGAAACCAAGGCCAAUGCUGUGACGGCUGCCCAAUUAGUUUCUGCGCCCGCCGAGGAAGAGGAAAGCGACUCCAACGAUUCGGUAUUCUCCAGCAGCAGCUCGAUAGCCAGUGCCGGCGAUGCCCUCUGUUGCGGUGGUGGUCUAGAUCUCCGAGAUGUCUAUCUGGGCGGAAGUUGUGUCCUUCGCACCAAGUGGCGUACUGAGCUGGCUGUUCCUUAUCUGCAGUCGAAGAAUGUUAGUUUCCACACCCCAGCACUGCACGAAAGCAUUCAGCAGAUGCAGCAGAACCAGGAUCAAAGCCAGGAGCAGGCAACUGUCGCCCAGCAACAACAGACGCCCAACGAGCAACAGCAAACGCAGAGAUCGUUUGUACGUACGCGCAGAAAGUGCAGGGGCAACCAGCUGCAGUUGGAGGAGCAGGAGGAGCUAACCGUCGCAGAGGAGUCGCUUAGCUGGUCCCUGCCACCGGUGGCCGUACGCCAGAGCCUGUACAACCCAUCGCUGCUGGACUCUAGCCGAGUGCUGCUCUUCGUCAUCACGAAUGAGACACGUUCGCUGGCUCCCAUGACACUGGCCGCCCACUGCAUAGGCCUCAUGUACAACGUUGUGCUGGCGGUGCAGAUGCUGCCCGAUGACUGCGUCCUGGGUGGCGAGAAGCUGACAGUGGCGGCCAUCAAGGACUACAAUCGCGGACGGUCGUACCUGAUUGACCUGGCCAAGCGCCAAGGCGUGCCUGUGUUCACGGAUGUUCGGGCGGCCCUCGAGUGCACCGUGGCCAAGGUGCAGGCCUAUAACAACCGGGAUCGCUGCUAAUUCGUACCUGUAUUCAAGUUCCAGCACAUGACAAUUUAAGCUUAUGUCUAAUCUAAGGCCUAGUGCAAUUUACGUUCUACUUUCCCCUACCCAAAACUUAAAACUAACUUAAACGGUGUCUAAUCGUAUUCGGAGUACACUCUUUUACCUAGUUAAAGCUAUACGUAAUAUAUGAUAUAUAAAUAAAACAAAAACCAAGUGUAAAACCACUAAAAUGUCGUCGCCCAGAAAGCGCAUUUCAUAAACUAAUGGAGAAAGUGACAGAAAGUGACGAAGCUCCCCUCUCUCUAUAUUGCUAUAACGCUAUAUAUGCUGUAUGCUUUAUGCUAAUUUAUUAUUUAUUUAACACACAAUCAUGUGGUACAUGUGCUAAAUUAACUGUAAAUAUUCAAACAUGUACAAUUUUAAAAUAUAUUUAUAUAUAUUUUAUAAUCGUAGUGAGCAUUCACAUACAAUUAAUUCAUAACUAUGUAAAAGCAACAAUUAUAUAUACAUAUAUGUAUACCCAUAGUGACCCACUAUACCAGUUAGACGGCAAAAAAAAUAUCUCAAUAAACCAAUUUUUCUAACAUA